Trichomycterus rosablanca is the source of this 615-nucleotide messenger RNA. It is a transcript of the gene fam32a, whose product is annotated as family with sequence similarity 32 member A. Gene Ontology annotation, cellular component: nucleolus. The coding region runs from base 34 to 372 and encodes 112 amino acids. Lineage: Eukaryota; Metazoa; Chordata; Actinopteri; Siluriformes; Trichomycteridae. The record is from RefSeq and is a predicted model, not a curated record. The transcript is spliced from 4 exons.
UGUUUGUGUUUCACACUAAAGUCUAGAACCAAAAUGUCUGAGUACGAGUCUGUACAGAAAGGCUCGUUAACACUGAAAGGAAUCGGAGCCGUUUCAGCUGGUAAAAAGAAAAAGAAGAAGGAAAAGGAGCUGAAGCGUUUGGAGAAGCAGGUGUUAACCACUCCAAAUGAGGAGGAAAGCACCAAGAAGGCCUACAUGGAUAAAAGAACCCCGGCACAGCUGGCCUUCGAUAAACUCCAAGAGAAGAGACAAAUUGAACGUAUUCUCAAUAAAGCCUCCAAAACACACAAGCGCAGAGUUGAGGAGUUUAACAGACAUCUGGACAACCUGACUGAGCAUUAUGACAUUCCUAAAGUCAGCUGGACCAAGUAAUGCAGGAAUCGUGUGGAUUAUCAGGAGCAGGAUGAAUUUCAAUUUCUGUGGAUCCUAGGAGGAGAAAUUAAGAAACUGUCUCUGGUUCCUUGACGAGCAUCACCACAGAUUUACCAGUUACAGAUCUGUUUGAUGUUUGAUGCAUUUUACUUUCUUUUAUAACCUUUAUUAAUGUGCUUUCUGAUUUAAACCUGGAUGUUAUUUGUGUGUACUUUAUUGAUUAAAGCUCAUUUUGUUCUUUAA